AAAUUGAGAUCCAACCACGUAUUUGGAAAUGGAAGUUUGUUGUAUACCGGCGGUGCCAUUUCCCCCGGCUUCUCUCCGGUACCGACUCCAUCCCGUCCUGGAAAACUGGUCAAUCGGAAGACCGACGAAACGACGAUGUUUUUUUGCAGCGUCUGCAGGACUGCGUCACUUACCAAAGGGAAAUCAUCUGGAAACUCAGAAACGGAUGUUUAUACUGGGCAUGGGUUUCGUUGGGGAGUUUGUUGCUCAAGAUCUCAUGAAUCAAGGAUGGGCUGUAUCUGGAACUUGUACCAGCGUUGCCAAGAAGGAAAAAUUGGAUAAAUUGGGAUUCAAUGUCCAUCUUUUUGAUGCUAAUGAACCUGAGCUUGAAGUCCUAAAUAUCUUGAACCAACAUACGCACCUCCUUGUUUCCAUCCCUCCUUGCCUUCAUAUUGGUGACCCGAUGCUUCAACAUGCUGAAGUUUUAAGAAGGAAACUAAACAAUGACUGCCUUCAAUGGCUGUGUUAUCUAUCGACAACAGGUUUAUUUUAUUCAUGCAUUUAUGGUGAUUGUGGUGGUGCAUGGGUGGAUGAAACUUAUCCACCAAACCCUCCAAACGAAUUAGCUAAACUGAGGUUGGCUGCCGAGGGAGGAUGGUUAAGUUUAGGAGAUGAUCUUGGGGUGGCAGCACAUGUAUUUCGGCUUGGAGGUAUCUAUGGUCCUGGCAGAAGUGCUAUUGAUACCAUCAUUAAAGGGGAGUCUUUAUCAAAUUCACAGAGAGUAAGAUCAUUCAAGAAAUACACAUCCCGUGUUCAUGUUGCUGAUAUCUGCAAUGCUUUGAAUGAAAGCAUUCACAAACCAUCUCCUGGUAGAAUUUACAACAUUGUGGACGACGAUCCUGCCCCACGAACAGAAGUGUUUUCAUUUGCUCGCAAAUUGAUUGGUGAGACAUGGAUGAAGGAAGUGGAUACGAAUGAAAGUUUUAGUGGAGAGAGAAGUUUAAGGGGAGAGAAACGGGUGGUGAAUGCACGUAUGAAGAAAGAACUUGGAGUGAGGUUGUUUCAUCCCAGUUAUAGGUCUGGAUUGCAGAGCAUUUCUGACCAGGUACAUCAUUACCCACCUUCACCUUCACCUUCACCUUCACCUUCAUGGGAAGAAUCUCUAUCUGAUGUGUAAUGUUGUCCCAAAUCUCAAUAAUGUGGGUCACGUCUACUUCCAAUGGACCCAUUUCUGGUGAAGACAUGCUAAAAUAUGCAUUGCUAUGUCAGUUCAAUAUUUUAAAGGCAUCUGUGGAAGAAAAAUAGGAUCUUCCGUUCUUCCUUGUCUAGUAGAGAAAAUAGGAUUUUUGUUCUUGUGGUUUGUUAAUAAUUUUGGUUUUCGACCCGUUGGUUUAGAAAUUACCAUUUUCGUC
This is a messenger RNA of Cynara cardunculus var. scolymus (artichoke), 1391 nucleotides long. RefSeq names its product protein YeeZ. The coding region runs from base 29 to 1156 and encodes 375 amino acids. The transcript has 8 exons. NCBI's taxonomy places the organism in Eukaryota, Viridiplantae, Streptophyta, Magnoliopsida, Asterales, Asteraceae. The record is from RefSeq and is a predicted model, not a curated record.